AUGGCGCAGUACGGCCCCUAUGUUCGACUCUGGGGCAUCCGCCCAUCACAACUCCCUGCAGAGACUGCGUCAGCUCAAGACCUCGUUCCAUUUCUUCAGUCCAUCUUGAGCGAGGCCGUUCCUUUCGUCGGCUCAGUGCCCCUACAAUCUUCGUCCUCGUCGUCGUCGUCAUCAUCAUCAUCCUCGUCGGGCAAGUCCAACCAGAGUGGCCCAGAUGGACCCUGGAAGCCAAAGGGAUGCAGGGCGUUCCCUCACUCGGCCGCGCCGGUGCACCUGUUUGAGCGGGUCGUCUCGGCCGAGGACCUCAAGCUCGCGGCCAAGAGCGACAACCUCCCGCAGGCGUCCGGCGCCGCGCCAAAGAUCAGGCCGGAAACGUGGAGCCUCCGCCGCAGCGUGCACGAGGGGGCGAAGAAGGCCGGGACCGCGGACUGGGACGAGUGGACGCGGUGCUUCAAGGACGAGCACGCCGACGCCGAGAUGAAGUUUACGCCGUCGGUCGUGAGCCACGUGCUGAAGAGGCAGUGGGACUGCGCGGGCGCAGAGGUGACGCUCGGGGGCGACACGUACGAGGACCUGACGCUCAAGCUGGAGGAGUCGACGCACAAGAUGCCCGCGCCGCUCAACAACCGCGUGUUCCCCGUGCUGCAGGUGACGGCGGCGGUGCGGGGCCGGCGCGAGUUCGUCGUCGUCCAGAUCGCGGCCGUGCCCGAGUCGUCCAGGUCGGAGGAGCAGCGGUCGGACGGCGCGCUGCGGGGCGCGUACACGAGCAUAGAGCGCUUCCGGGAGGUGGACGAGCAGGGCAACGUCGAGUGGCUCAUGGGGACGGUGUCGGAUGCGAGAGGCGUGCUGCCGGCGUGGAUCCAGAAGAUGGCGGUGCCGGGGCAGAUUGCGAAGGACGUCGAUAUGUUUCUGGAGUGGAUCGCGAGGGAACGGGAGAGCAAGAAAGGCAGCAAGCUCCUCUCCCACGCGGACGCCCUCGCCCGCAUGACGGUCGAGCUCAACGUCCGCGCGGUGAGCGCCCAGACGGAGCGCCUGGAGAAGAGCGUCGGCGCCCUCGUGGCGUGCACCCAGGAGGACAGGGCGUUCCGGGAGACGCACGACGCGCGGCUGCAGGGCGUGUGCAAGGAGAUGGCCGCGGUGAAGCAGCGCAUGGAGGAGAUUCAGGGGCCGGAGUGGAAGGAGGGAAGCAGCGGCGGGAGGGCUGCUGGAGGGGAAGAAAUUGGCCUGAAGAAGGAGGUGGACAAGACGAUUGAGUUGAUGAGGAGGGAGAUGACUGAGCUCAGGGGCUUGAUCUCGAGCGCACUGGAGAAGCUCCCGACGGCGGCUGAGCCGGAGGCUCUGAUGAGGCGCACGCAGGCCUUGGCUUUGGCAAGCAAUGGCGGCGGAACACAGGCAGAACCAGCUGCCAUGAACCAACCAACCGAUGCCAAAGCAACACGGUCCAGCAAGCAACGCAUCGAAGACGCCAUCGCCUCCACCCGCCGCUGGAACCGCGACCACAAGACGACCAAGCUCACCGACGCCGUCUUCACGGCAAACUACCUCAAGCAGCAGUCCAAGCGCGACCCCCCGAUGGCCGUCCACCUGCAGAGGGCCAUCCAGAAGCACGUCCAGAGCAGUGGCCGCCGGCCGCGGACAAGGGCUCGGCCGAAGAGCCUCGAGCAGUUUUGCAAGACGCUGGUGUGGAAGGAUGUCCUCGAUACGGCGGAGAUUGUACUGGUGAGGGAUUGGAGGAGGACUGCGAGGGCUUUGGAGGAGAGGGGUUGA
Trichoderma citrinoviride is the source of this 1767-nucleotide messenger RNA. RefSeq lists its product as hypothetical. The transcript is spliced from 3 exons. Gene Ontology annotation, biological process: regulation of DNA-templated transcription. Gene Ontology annotation, molecular function: ATP binding; transcription factor binding. The record is from RefSeq and is a predicted model, not a curated record. The coding region runs from base 1 to 1767 and encodes 588 amino acids. Lineage: Eukaryota; Fungi; Ascomycota; Sordariomycetes; Hypocreales; Hypocreaceae.